Esox lucius (northern pike) is the source of this 1901-nucleotide messenger RNA. RefSeq names its product phospholipid phosphatase 3. The record is from RefSeq and is a predicted model, not a curated record. Gene Ontology annotation, molecular function: phosphatidate phosphatase activity. The coding region runs from base 508 to 1452 and encodes 314 amino acids. The transcript is spliced from 6 exons. Lineage: Eukaryota; Metazoa; Chordata; Actinopteri; Esociformes; Esocidae. Gene Ontology annotation, biological process: canonical Wnt signaling pathway; phospholipid dephosphorylation; phospholipid metabolic process.
UUCCAAUAUAAUUACUUUUAGAAGUUCCGGGUUAUAUAUUUAGCAUAUGCCAAUGCUGGUUAAGAUAAUGCAACUGUCACAAAUGCCUUUACUGAAUUCAAAGAUUCUGGUUUGGGCUGCUCCAGUCAGCCAGCUGGUGGAAAUGGCAACACGGGUUAGUGUGUUUCUGAGUGGGCAGGAGUAGUGGGCUGUAGGGGGUAGGUGGGUCUUCGAGGAGGCGGUCACGGGAGGGCAAGUAAAUCUUUCGUGCUCCUCAAGGAUUUUUAAGAAGUUGGCUCAACAACGACAGCCACAGUGCGAUCUGAAUAUAUAGAAACACUACAUCGACGCAUCUUAUUUAAUUAUAUUAGCGCAAAAUAGUGGGCAAAUUAUUUAUCUUUCAACUGGUGGUUAGCUAACUACAGAAAUCUUCGCUCCGCAUUAUCAUUGAAGUUAAAAUAGUAUCACCGUGAACGGAACUGCAGUUGCAACUCUACUUUUUAAGAAAUUAUUUUAAGGGUCUUAUAAAUGCAACGCUGUUUAAUAUAUGAGAAGACAAUGGCCCCAGAGACAAGGAACGGAGGAAGUUCUUCCCUGAAUAACAACAAUGGCAAAGACAACAGCGGGAGAAAGUUACUUGUCGGUGUGGAUCUCUUCUGCUUGUUUUUAGCUGGCCUGCCUUUCCUCAUCAUAGAGACUAGUGCUGUACAGCCCUACCGCCGAGGCUUUUACUGCAACGAUGAGUCCAUCAAGUACCCAGCCAAACACGGAGACACCAUAAGCGAUGCUGUGCUUUCUGCUGCUGGCAUUCUAAUCACCAUCCUUUCUAUUAUCAUUGGCGAGAGCUACAGGAUCUACUACCUGAAUGAGGGCUCUAAAUCCUUCGUAGGGAACCCCUACAUCUCUGCCCUGUACAAACAGGUGGGCGUGUUCAUAUUUGGCUGUGCCGUCAGCCAAUCGUUCACAGACAUCGCCAAAGUGUCUGUUGGCCGCAUGCGCCCCCACUUCCUGGAUGUGUGCAAGCCGGAUUGGUCCACCAUCAACUGUUCCCUAGGUUACAUCACCGACUACCAAUGCAAUGGGCCCGAGAGCAAAGUCCAGGAGGCCAGGAAAUCCUUCUUCUCAGGCCAUGCCUCCUUUUCCAUGUACACCAUGCUAUAUCUUGUGUUCUACCUGCAGUCCAGGUUCACCUGGCGUGGAGCCCGUCUCCUGCGCCCCUUGACCCAGUUCACACUCAUCAUGAUGUCCUUUUACACCGGCCUGUCCCGCGUGUCCGACCACAAGCACCACCCCACCGAUGUCCUGGCUGGCUUCACGCAGGGAGCCCUGGUGGCCUACUGCAUAGUGUAUUUUGUAUCGGACCUGUUCAAGCCCAACGGCAGGAAUUCAGAUCUAUCAGCAACACUGGUGAAGAUCUCCACCAACCCCAUGUCAGACAUCCGAGACCGGAGCAGUCACCUCACUAUGGCAUAGCACGGACCACCACAGUCGAGUUGGCCACCACUUACUCCGUCUACUGGUCCAAACUGGAUGUUCGACAACCAGCUAAAACAGCAAGACUGAAACUGACAUGUCUAUAAGGCACAAAGAAAAUAAUGAACUAUGGAGAGCUAUAGAGAAGAGGGUUGUUUUAAGCACACUCACGUUGUGCCUUUUUAACAGUGAAGAACAGCCAUUUGUCGUUCUGUCUCACCUGAUAUGUGAAUGUGGAAGUGUCGGGGGAGAGACUUCCUAUAGUGUUUUAAUUACCCAAGGUCUAUACCACACCGGGUUGCCUAGGAGAUUGUUUCACAGACAGAACCACGAAGGACGGAGAGAUGGAAGCGAACAGCUGUGGAACUUGAUAAUGUCUGCCUUGCUUCAGACCGGCUAAUUAUACCAUCACACACAUCACACACACAUAGCAACAUUGGUGGGGCAAA